Cynara cardunculus var. scolymus (artichoke) is the source of this 957-nucleotide messenger RNA. Its product is annotated as palmitoyl-monogalactosyldiacylglycerol delta-7 desaturase, chloroplastic-like. NCBI's taxonomy places the organism in Eukaryota, Viridiplantae, Streptophyta, Magnoliopsida, Asterales, Asteraceae. Gene Ontology annotation, biological process: lipid metabolic process. Bases 1 to 957 code for a protein of 318 amino acids. Gene Ontology annotation, cellular component: endoplasmic reticulum membrane. The record is from RefSeq and is a predicted model, not a curated record. The transcript is spliced from 5 exons. Gene Ontology annotation, molecular function: oxidoreductase activity, acting on paired donors, with oxidation of a pair of donors resulting in the reduction of molecular oxygen to two molecules of water.
AUGAGGAGCUUGGAAGCGUUUCUUUUCGAUGGUGGAAAGGAAACUGGGCACAAGAAAAUAUUGAUGUCCGACGUGGUUGUGACGAGGAAGAGGAACCUAUUUCGUGGCCGUAAGUGGAAUACUUUGGACGUCAUAACAGUUCUUUGGAUCACAGCUGCUCAUAUAUUGACGUUAUUUGCACCAUUUGCGUUUACUUGGGGCGCAUUUUGGGCAGGAUUUUGGUGCUAUGUUUUAUGCGGGUUGCUUGGUCUGACUCUCUCCUAUCAUCGAAAUCUAGCACACCGAAGUUUUAAGUUGCCUAAAUGGCUUGAAUAUACAUUUGCUUAUUUUGGGGUUCAAGCUGCUCAGAGGGACCCAAUAUUUUGGGUGAGCAUACAUAGAUCACACCAUCAAUACGUUGAAUCAGAUAAAGAUCCACACUCCCCGACCUAUGGUUUUUGGUUUAGUCAUAUGGGUUGGCUCUUCGAUAGUGGCUACAUUGUCCAGAAGUAUAAAGAACGUAAAAAUGUCGAAGAUUUAAAGAGUCAAGCAUUCUAUAGGUUCAUCAAGAGAACUUAUUUAUGGCAUGUACUCGGAUUUGCAGCCAUUGUCUAUGCAGUUGGUGGAUUUCCCUACCUUGUUUGGGUUAUGGGUGUGAGACUCACAUGGAGUUACCACUGGACGUUUCUAGUGAACUCAGCGUGCCAUAUAUGGGGAUACCAAGCUUGGAACACCGAUGAUCUCUCUAAGAACAACUGGUGGGUGGCCAUAGUUACUUUUGGAGAAGGGUGGCAUAACAAUCAUCAUGCAUUUGAGUAUUCAGCUCGAUUUGGGUUAGAAUGGUGGCAGCUUGACCUUUGUUGGUGGUUUAUACGGGUUCUUGAAGCAGUAGGGUUAGCCACCAAUGUUAAGUUGCCAACCGAAGCUCACAAGCUUAGGAAAUCCUUUGCGUCUACGCUAGAAACGAAUUUGAAGUGA